Messenger RNA from Puma concolor (puma), 1260 nucleotides. It is a transcript of the gene TPBG, whose product is annotated as trophoblast glycoprotein. The record is from RefSeq and is a predicted model, not a curated record. Gene Ontology annotation, cellular component: plasma membrane. Lineage: Eukaryota; Metazoa; Chordata; Mammalia; Carnivora; Felidae. Gene Ontology annotation, biological process: negative regulation of canonical Wnt signaling pathway. Gene Ontology annotation, molecular function: protein binding.
AUGCCUGGGGGGUGCUCCCGGGGCCCCGCCGCCGGAGACGGGCGGCUGCGGCUGGCGCGGCUGGCGCUGGUCCUCCUGGGCUGGGUCUCUUCGUCCUCUCUCACUUCCUCGGCGCCCUCCACCUCCUCCACGUCGUUCCUGGCCUCCGCGGUGUCCGCCCAGCCCCCGCUGCCGGGCCAAUGCCCCCAGCUUUGCGAGUGCUCCGAGGCGGCGCGCACUGUCAAGUGCGUUAACCGCAACCUGACCGAGGUGCCCGCGGACCUGCCCCCCUACGUGCGCAACCUCUUCCUCACCGGCAAUCAGCUGGCCGUGCUCCCCGCCGGCGCCUUCGCCCGCCGGCCGCCGCUGGCGGAGCUGGCCGCGCUCAACCUCAGCGGCAGCCGCCUGCAGGAGGUGCGCGCCGGCGCCUUCGAGCAUCUGCCCAGCCUGCGGCAGCUCGACCUCAGCCACAACCCGCUGGCCCACCUCAGCCCCUUCACCUUCUCGGGCAGCAACGCCAGCUUCUCGGCCCCCAGCCCCCUGGUGGAACUGAUGCUGAACCACGUCGUGCCCCCUGAGGACCACCGGCAGAACCGGAGCUUCGAGGGUAUGGUGGCGGCGUCCCUACGCGCCGGCCAUGCGCUUCGCGGGCUCCAGCGCCUCGAACUGGCCAGCAACCACUUCCUCUUCUUGCCUCGGGACGUACUGGCCCACCUACCCGGCCUCAGGCACCUGGACCUGCGCAACAACUCGCUGGUGAGCCUAACUUACGUGUCCUUCCGCAACCUGACACACCUACAAAGCCUCCACCUGGAGGACAACGCCCUCAAGGUCCUUCACAACGGCACCCUGGCGGAGUUGCAGAGCCUGCCCCACGUCAGGGUCUUCCUGGACAACAAUCCCUGGGUCUGCGACUGUCACAUGGUGGACAUGGUGGCCUGGCUCAAGGAGACAGAGGUAGUGCAGGGCAAAGCCAGGCUCGCCUGUGCAUUCCCGGAAAAAAUGAGGAAUCGGGCCCUUUUGGAACUCAACAGCUCCCACCUGGAGUGUGACCCUAUCCUCCCUCCAUCCCUGCAGACUUCUUAUGUCUUUCUAGGUAUUGUUUUAGCCCUGAUAGGUGCCAUUUUCUUACUGGUUUUGUACUUGAACCGCAAGGGGAUAAAAAAGUGGAUGCAUAACAUCAGAGAUGCCUGCAGGGAUCACAUGGAAGGGUAUCACUACAGAUACGAAAUCAACGCGGACCCCAGGUUAACAAACCUCAGUUCUAAUUCGGAUGUCUGA